AUGCUGAACGGCGGAUCUCACCGCCAGCGCCUGGAGCUGCACUCCGCCAUGGUCGCAAUGGAGGUCUCCGCCACUCCGCCGUCCGCGCACUCCCAGUGCCCCUCCCGCUCCCCCAUGUCCACCGCGGUCGAGUCCCCCAUCCCCUCCACGCGCCGCAUGUCCCUCCAAAUCGACGAUCUUGAGCGUCCAAUGCACCGUAACAGCGCCUUCAACGGUCGGGAUGUGUUUGGACGACCGAGCGGAGAGCCUGUCAUGCAACCACAGCCCGAAGCGGGUUUCGACCAUUCUGCUUCGGCUGUACGUAACCAAACAACAGCGCCGUCUCCAGCACCAGCGUCAGCGGCGGCGGCAAGCGCGGCGUUGGGGCCGACGGACUGGGCGUAUCUCUACGCGCCGCACAACGAACCUUCCCGCCGCCGCCGGUCGCUUGACUGCAUCCGCUCGGCGCGCAAAUCCGACCGGUCUGCUGCUGCUUUUAACGCGGUCAACGACGCGAGUAGCGUGGAUGCGCGCAGCCAAGCGCUGCACGCCGCGAACGGCGCGGGGGGCGCGGGAUCCGACAGCGAGGAUGAGGCGGGGACGGUCUCUGGGGAUAUUGCCGCGGGGCUUCAGAGGACGCAGGCGGGAGGCGCGCGGCGGGGAGGAGCUAUUAACGACUGCUCGAUGGAUGUGGAUGGGGGGGACGGAUGGGGGGGAGUGGAGGCGUGGGGAGGAGUGGAGCAGGCGAUGCACCCCGCGGGGUUGAUGCAGGCGCGCGCAGCCAUGGUGGCGCAAGGCGGCGGGAUUGGCGGCGCCCAGCCGCAUGCAGUAGCAGGCUCGCACCGGGGAGUGGUGAUGUCGAACCCGUGGGCCAGCUGA
Molecule: messenger RNA, 858 nt
Organism: Closterium sp. NIES-65
Lineage: Eukaryota; Viridiplantae; Streptophyta; Zygnematophyceae; Desmidiales; Closteriaceae
Source: the annotation of a GenBank genome assembly